AGACGGGUACGGAGCAUGGAACGCUUGUCUCAUUGGCUGUCUGCCGGCUCUUCUGAGGGGACAGCACAACACGACGAUGACCUUUUCAUGCCCCGAGGGCGACAGGCCGCCGCCGGGCCAAAACGAAGCCCCGCCGACGGCCCCACCGCCGCGCGGCCGCGAGCAUGAAAACACAGCCGGCGUACUGGCCCGAGGCCUGCAGCCACCUCUGCGAGGAGGCGUCGGCGGCGCCCUCCGCACGCGGGGGCAGCCGCAGCCGCGCCAGCCGCGCCAGUUGCGCCCGCGAGUGCCUGCCCAGCCGCUCGGCCUCAUGCCUCAUCCCUCCGCCAGCGCGGCGCAGGUGGUCGACGGCCUCACCGGGCAAGCGCCACAACUUCAGCAACUCCUCGCGGAGCUCCUCGCUGGGCAGGUUCCGCAGCAGGCCCCGCAGCCUCAGGAGGUUCUCGCGGGGCUCGGAGGGACGGCGGCCCCGCCGGAAGCGACGAGAGGAGGCCCGAUCCAGACCGCCUCGCGUCGUGAAGCAGGUCCGGGGAAAGAGGCCCUGGCUUCUGGGUGCUCACGCUAUCAGUAAUCACGCCACAAGAGCUUGGAUGCCCAUCACCGGCUACGAUUCCCGCUCGUGCCCGCCCCGUCCGGUCGCCAGGGCCUCCGCGUCCCCCUCUCAUGGUGGGAUGGGGCGACGUUCGCCGCCGCCGC
Prorocentrum cordatum is the source of this 696-nucleotide messenger RNA. The record is from the annotation of a GenBank genome assembly. Lineage: Eukaryota; Dinophyceae; Prorocentrales; Prorocentraceae.